AUGGUGCCGCUUCCUCUCUUCAAGCUUGCGUCGCUCUUUGUGCGACACGUCUCCAAAUAUGGCGCGAAUCGGAUCAAGGCGCAGGCCCACGACCACCCUCGAUUCCGAGCCUUUGCGGCGAAGCACGGACAGUCCAUCCACCAGCUCAACAUGAGACUCUCUGUAGCUCUCCUCCGAGAUGUCGAAGCGGAGCGGCGAGCCAAGGAGCGGGCCGAGGCACCGACGGUCAAGACGGAGGAGCAGCAGAAACGCGACGAGGCAUUGGAAGAGAAGGCAAGAUCGAAGCCUGCGGCAACGAGCCAGCGAGGGUUUGCAUUCCAUAACGUAUGGAAACGCAAGUUUCGUCCGUUGCCCGAGGCGAAGGCCGUCGACUUGUUCGCCGACGUCAUCGGCGACGCCUUCAUCCUCGGAGUCGCCGGAGCGCUGAUUAUUUACGAGACAUACAAGGCGUCGCGGAAACCGGAUGCGAACAAGGAGCAGAUAGACGAUUUGAUACGGCAGCUCGAAGAGAUGAAGAGCAGAGAGGACGAACUAGCGGACGCGGAAGAGAGGCAACGGCGGCGGCUCGAGACUCUUGAGCAGCUGCUCGGCGGGUUGAAAGAUCCAAAGACGAAACAACCGCUCCUACCGACAUUGCAGGCGACGUGA
This is a messenger RNA of Drechmeria coniospora, 648 nucleotides long. RefSeq names its product OPA3 domain protein. Gene Ontology annotation, cellular component: mitochondrion. The transcript has 2 exons. Bases 1 to 648 code for a protein of 215 amino acids. Gene Ontology annotation, biological process: regulation of lipid metabolic process. NCBI's taxonomy places the organism in Eukaryota, Fungi, Ascomycota, Sordariomycetes, Hypocreales, Ophiocordycipitaceae. The record is from RefSeq and is a predicted model, not a curated record.